GAAUCGAGCUGUUUUGGGGUGAGGCGGUGCGUUUGCGGACCUCCAAGUUUUUGCGCAUUUGCGCAGUUUCGCAGCGCUCUGAACAGUCUGGAUAAGCCUCAGCAGCCUUUUCGACACAGCGGAACUGAAACGCGACAGUGCUGAAAUCCGAGAAAAUACCAGCAGCCGCCGCAGCGCGGCAGCAUUUUGCCUCAUGCGUGUUUUACCCGUUGAGACGGCUGUGGUGGAGUGUGUGUUGGGGGAAAGUUGUGGACAUGUUUUCCUGGAAGUGUGCGUUUUUACAGAUACGCUGUGCAACGUUGGAACCACGCCGUUGAGGAGCCUUCCGUGCCAGUCGGGGCAACUUGUGCGGGGUAUCUUUCCGUGUUAUCGCUAAGUCGCCAUAUUGUGCGCAGUCAGUGAAACUCGAUGGGAAAGUUGUCAGAGUUAUGACACUCGCUGCGCACAAACCCUGCAUGGAGCUGCGUGCAAGUCGACUUUGAUCGAAACCAACGGGACUCCAUGGAGCAGCUCGGGGACUAUUCUGAUAAGGUCUGGCUCCCUGAGGAAGAUGAGAAGAAUGGACAGCAGACCUCUCGCAUUUAAUUGCUGAGAAGUGGGCCGCAUGUUCCCCCACCCUGCACUUUCCUUUGGGAUUUAUGUUUCCUCCCAGAUCCCUCUGUAUACACAAUUAAAAGAGUUCCACGAGCACACUACAGAGGCAUUACCCAAGUUUUGCACACUCCGAGAUUCAUACUAAGAACAUCGUCUCUAAAGGCUACUGCUAUGAGUCUCCCGUCUCAGGUUAAUACUGACAAGAGCAAGCAUCAGACUCCAGUCAUGAAAGAGGGCGUGCAGCAUUCGGGGGAGGUUUAUUAUGGUAUGGGCCCUCCGGUUUUAAAGCCGAGCCACGGCGACUCUGCCAGCGGCUCCAGUGUGUACAACCCAGAGAAAGGGCACCAAAGUCUGCCGCACUAUCAGCAGGGCGCGCCGGUGAAGUGGAUGCAGGACUCCUUACAGGCGUCCAGCUGGUCCCAGGAUGCUCCAAUGCAAGCCUGGGGUCAGAACUUCGGCCCCUACGCGAGUGGUGUGAAUGUAAGGGAUCAGAUGGCCUUCCACAAAGGAGUCCACGAAGGGGUCCCCAUGUCGAUGGGAGGGGAGAACCAGUUGCCGGCUCCGGUAGAGCAGUACAGAGAUGCCGCCCAGGCUCAAACUCAGGGGAGGGGGCUCGAGUGGGAGCAGCAUGCUGCAGCGGCGAUGCAUCAGGCUCAGCUACAGGCCUACCAGCACAGCCAGGGUCAACCUCACGUGCCCCCUCACACGCUGCAGGGACCCGUUCUGCAGCCUUUUCAGGCGUUGUUCAGACCCAACAAGCAACAGUUCUCGUCUAAUUAUUACUCAGUUUUCCCCGGAAAUAAGACGAUCUACGGGGAGCAGCCUAAGCCUCAGCAGCAGCUUAUUCACCCGAUGCAGCAGCAACAAAUGCAUCAGCAGCAGCCACAACAACAACAACAACAACAGCAGCAUAUGCACCAGCAACACCACCUUCAACUACAGCAGCAGCAGCACCAAAUCCAACAGCAACAAAUGCAGCAGCAACAGCUGCAGAAGCUGCAGCAGCAACAGUAUCACCAACAACAGAUACAGCAAAUGCAGCAACAGCAGAUACAGCAACAAGAGAAAACACAACCUCAGGCGCAACCAAAACAACAACAAACCCAAAACUUUGGAGCGUAUCAGCAUCCCGAGUCUCAUCCUCCCGACUCUGGGGUUAAAACAGAAGAGGUGCAACUAGGAGAGCUGCAGCCGGAGGCCCAAACGGGAGACGCUUUACUAGAUCAGCACUCCGAGAAGGUUGACGCGGUGGCGCCAGCUGGCCCUCGGCGCUCGCGUCGCAUUUCCAGAGAGGGACAGUCCCCGCUGGGUCCCCCUUCCACAAAUAUCUGGUCUCAAGCCACCAAAGAGCCAUCUCCAUCCCAGAAUGGAGUGGUUCCGGCUGCAAGAGGAGGGGAGAGCCAAGCGGCGUCAGGAGGAGUCAUACAGAUCACCCGUCGGAGGAGGAGAGCAUCCAAGGAGAUAAACCUGGAGACUUUGGCUCAGAAGGCGUCAGAAAUGGAGUCUCUGCCUGCUAAAGUGGUUAAGACAGAGGACGGCGCCUCCUGCAGGCAGGCCUCCAUCACGCCGCUGGUCAUUCCCGUGUCCGUGCCCGUGCAGGGGGGCCAGGCUGAAGCCGUGGCCGGCUGGUCUCAGGCGCGGCUCGGCGCGGGCGAGCGACCUGCAGGACCGGCGGAUCGCAAGCCUUCUGUCAUCGUGGCUCGUCGCCGGUCGCAAAAAUACACGGUCGCCGGGAGCUUCAGCCAGGACGAGGACAACGAUCCAGGGCAGGAUGAAGACGGGAAGUCCAAGUUCAAACGGCGGACUCGUCCCGAGCCUCUCAUCAUCCCUCUUCCCAAACCCUCCACCCUCAUCCCCGCCUCCGUCUACUCCAGCAUCACUCCCUACCAGAGCAACCUCCGCUCUCCGGUUCGCAUGCCGGACAACCCUCACGCCCCGCCCCCGUACACGCCUCCCCCCAUCCUGUCACCUAUCCGAGUGGGAACGGGGCUCUACUUCUCCGCCUUCCUCACCAACAUCGCCGUGAGCAACCAGAUCCUGCCGCCGCCGCCGCCCCCCCCAGCGGCGACACCGAAGUCUGCCACGUGCAGCUUGCUGCGUUCCAGCCAGUCUUCAGUGAGUUCAGACAUCACACCGCCAGUCCUACCCCUGAUCUCUGAUGCCACACCCGUGUGCCUUGAACCGCGGAUCAACAUCGGACAGCAGUACCAGGCAGAAAUCCCUGAUUUGCAACAGCUGCCUUCCUCCCAGUUCGACCAGCACAAAGCUGACUUGGUUUGGCUCCCGUCGGAUGCAUCCGACUUCAAUCCCGGAGCCCGGGAUAGCAUAGAGGAUCUGAUGAACAUGGCUUGUUCCAGUGUUUUGAGUGGGGGAGGAACCAACCAGGAGCUGGUUCUACACUGUUUACAUGAAUGUGGAGGCAAAAUCCUCGAAACACUGGAGCGUUUGAUGCUUCACGACUCUGUUUUCCCCAGAGGUCAUCACCUGGAAGGUUAUCACUACUCAGGCUCCGACAGCUGGUCUGCAGAGGAGAAGUGUUACUUUAAUAAGGGGAUCAGCGCUUACAGGAAGGACUUCUUUCUGGUGCAGAAACUGGUGCGGACAAAGACCGUGGCUCAGUGCGUGGAGUUCUACUACACGUAUAAGAAGCAGGUGAAAGCCGGGCGAAACGGCAGCGUGACCUUUGGCCCUCCUGCUUCACCGCUGGAGAAGCACUGGGAGACGGCGGUGGACGUCAAGAGCUCACAGCAGCCAAAACCGACUCCGGGAGCGGCGGAUGAGGAGGACAAGAGCGACAAAAGCCACGAGAGCAGCCACCAGGCAAGGGUAGCUCAGUCACUACAGGUUCAUGACUACGCAGGAACGGUGCUGGUGAUCAAAGAGCCGGACGCCGCGAGGAAAGAAGUUCACCACUCAGCCGGACCUCACAGGCCUCGAGCCGAUCCUGCAGCAAAGAAGCCCAAAGGGCCGGCGAAGCCCCCGCAGGAUCCAGACGCUGUGUUUCCGUGCAAGAAGUGCGGCAGGGUGUUUUAUAAAGUGAAAAGUCGCAGCGCCCACAUGAAAAGUCACGCUGAGCAGGAGAAGAAGGCUGCAGCGCUGCGUCAGAAGGAGGAAGAGGAGCAGGCAGCAGCUCAGGCUCGAGCCAGGAAGGUGGCGGCAGCGGCGGCGGCGGCUCAUCAGGGAGGAAUUGGAAAAGCAGCGAUGCGGCAGGUGGAGAUCAGCAGCCAGGAAGACUCAUCUGAAGUAGAGGAUGAUGACGAUGAAGACUGGCAUUGAACAGCAACAAAACGAGGACAAAAAAACUCUUCAGGAUUUGGAAUUUUGUGCCAUUAAACUGUAGAAAAGAACAAAGAGAAGAAAGAGUUUAAAGCCUCAGGAGAGGCAGAAUAAGCACAGAGAAAAAUGCUUUUUGGUGUCUUCCUGUUGAUCUCUUUAUGACCAAAACCGUCUCAGUUUCACCGUUUUUACACCAUCAGUCACACACACACUCCACUUUUUGUUAUAAACACACUUAUUCAGCAUCUUUUCAUCCAAAAGGACCUUUUUUACAUCUUUUAUUUAAUUUGAAAAAGUCAAAAUCAUUUUACUUUUAUGGCUGUGUAAUAAUACAUCUCAGUGGAAGAAGAUCAAACGCUUUACGGCAGAAGGGCUCAUAUCUAAAACCCUCCCAGAUUAUGUGGCUGGUUUGUUGUACACUUUAUUUUUACAAGUUUUAAAACAGAUUUUUGAAAUGAAUGUGUACAAAUAAAAGUAUAUAUGAGAUUGCUAUAUAUUUAUGAUGCAGCGUUGACAGUGAUUCUUUUUGGUAAUGUAAAGAAUUAUGUUGGAUUCAACAUGAAUGGAAGGUUUAAAGUGUAAUAAAAAAAAUCUUUGUUCA
Molecule: messenger RNA, 4471 nt
Organism: Nothobranchius furzeri (turquoise killifish)
Lineage: Eukaryota; Metazoa; Chordata; Actinopteri; Cyprinodontiformes; Nothobranchiidae
Gene: mideasa
Product: mitotic deacetylase associated SANT domain protein a
Biological process (GO): negative regulation of DNA-templated transcription; regulation of transcription by RNA polymerase II
Cellular component (GO): histone deacetylase complex; transcription regulator complex
Molecular function (GO): transcription corepressor activity
Source: RefSeq, a predicted model, not a curated record